ACGCCGCGCCACGGCAUAAGCUCACUUGCCCUUCGGGCAGGUGAGCUAAAAAAAAACACGUGGGGAGCCAACACAGCCUAAGAUGAACACAAGAAAACGAAUAGAAAAGCAGAGGGAGUAUUGGAGAUUAAAAAAAAACAGAACAAAGAUCAAAAAUGACCAGCCAGGCAAAACGUAGGGAAUUGGAGAAAAGAAAAAUGAGAUAUCAAGCCUCAAAAGCAAGAUGCCAGCUAAAAUUUACUGCAUCCGCAUCAGAAAACAAUGGAAAACAAGGCAAUACCUGCAGGCUCCCACAAACACCAGAAAAAUUUGCUGCAGCUGUAGAGGACGUUGUUAAUAACACAACGCCAAAGAAAAGGAAGGCACUACACAAUAAAGGAAUUUUGUUAACCCCUAGCACAAAGCACAGAUAUGAAACAAAUUCCAAGAUUGUUGCACGCCUUAAAACAUCACUCGGAAAAUUGAAGAAAGAAACAACAAAAGUGGGAAGGAAUAAAUACAAAAUAGUCAUGAAAAGCAUUGUUGGUCGAUGUGCAGUUCAGAACGCACUAAGAAAGGAGCUUGAAAUCAAGUGGGAGUAUUGGAACAGAAUAUCUCGUAUUGAAGAAGAGGAGAAGGAGUGCGUCGCAAGAAACAAUGCAAUGCCUACCAAUCAAGUAAAACAAAUUCAAAGAUUUUAUUUGAAUGAGUCUACUACUCUGCCAACAAAGAAAACUGUAAGCAUAAAAACAGGAAAACAGAAAAGUGUCAUGACAGAUACAUUACAACAGGCACAUAUAAGAUUCCUGAAAGAAAAUCCAUACAUCAAAGUGUCGCUAAGCCAUUUUAGGAAACUUAGACCCAAAGAAGUACUUACCGUUAAAGAGCAGAAGUUUAACAGCUGUUUGUGUGAAUAUUGUCUCAAUGUUCAAUACAAAUUAAAUGCACUUAACCUGGCUGCACAGAAAUUGAAACAUCCAGAACUAAAAUUGGAGAAUAAAUACAGCUGCAUCAACAAAACACUUUGCCCAAAAGCAACAGACUCAAAGUACCACAAACUUGAAUGUAUUGACCGAAAAUGUGACCUGUGUAGUGAAGACCAUUUGUUCGAGCAUUUUGAACCAUUAAUCAAGGCAGACUCCGAAGGAAAAUAUGAUUGGCAGACAUGGGAAUAUAGAAAUGUUACAUGCAGUACUAGUUCAAACACAAAAGAGGUCAAAAGGCAAAUACUUGUUGAUCAAUCUGGAACUAUCAAGGAGUUGGUGUCCAAACUUUGCAAGGAAAUCAAAGAAUUAUCAAGUCAUUUUUUUGUUGCAGAAUGGCAAUACAAAACAUUCAGUGAAAUAACCAAGAACGUCCCGAAGAACUGGGUUGUUACCAUAGCCGAUUUUUCAGAAAAUUAUAGGUGCAUAGCACAGGACGAGAUUCAGUCUGCGUAUUAUAAUUACAAUCAAGCAACACUACACCCCAUGCUCGCAUUUUACAACUGCAAAGAUUGUGACAACGCCAUAGUGCAGGAAUCUGCAGUAUUCAUUUCAGCCGAUCAUCUGCAUGAUGCAAAUGCCGUGAAGCAGUUCACAAAACAGUUUGAUGACCAUCUGCGGAACAAUAGAGGGAUCAAUUUUGAUCACGAAGUCCAGUUUAGUGAUGGCUGCUCUGCACAAUACAAAUCAAAACUACCUUUCCAGCAUAUUUCUGAAACUACAAUACACAAAUUUGAGCGCUCAUAUUUUGGUUCUAGGCAUGGUAAAGGCCCUUGUGAUGCACUAGGUGGGAUCAUCAAGAAAGGUGCCGAAACUUUUGUGAAAAGCCGGAAAGGAACCAUCAGAGAUGCAAAGGAGUUGUUCCAAUAUUGUGAAUCACACUUGAAAAUAGGAAGUGGAAUUGAGUGUGAACACAAACGAAGAGUCUUUUUUUAUUUUGAUAAGAUUAACAGAAAAGGGAAAAAAUCUGAUACACUAAAAACUUUUGAAGGAACUCGGCAGUUGCAUAGUGUACAAUCAGUUGAGCCAGGUGUAGUGAAAGGCCGAAAUUUAAGCUGCUUUUGCAACUCCUGCACAUCUCACAACAACAAAUCAGAUACUUGUGCAAACAAGGCAUAUAUUCAUGAAUGGAAGACCCACUAUCUCAAUGGAAAAAGAUGUCCACCCAAAGACCCCAACAGCUGUAGCAAGAAAAAGAAGAAACAAACAACUGCCAAUGAAGGGAACACACUUCAUGAUGAAGACAAAAACAUUCCUUUCACUAAACCAAGGACCAAUAACGAGGAAGAGUCAAAGAAUCAGACAAAAGAUAUUGGAAAUAUGCUGGAGAACUUCAGGAAAGCUAAAAAUUAUGAUGAACUAAAACUUAUGGUUUUUUCGUAUGCUAAAGAUAAUGAAAACAUAGAAGUACGCCCAAAUAACAUCAUAGACGGUGGAUCAUUUGUCAUUGACAAACUUGCUUAUGGUUUGCUGCCUGAUGAUAUACCUGAUCAGGGAAGUUUGAAGUUACCAGUAUGUGUUGGGGCUGAUGGAAAUUGCCUACCCCGCUGUGGUUCUGUCCAUGCUUUUGGUCUUGAAGACAAACACAAUGAAAUUCGCGCUAGAGUUGUGAUUGAACUGACAAAAAAUGAAGACAUGUAUCUAGAUUGCAAACAUCUAGCCCGAGGAACAUCUCUUGUUGACCGUGAGGCAGCCAAACUUCCUGGUCACUAUGCUUUAUACUCACAAAACUACACUGCUGGAGAUAUUGUGACUGAAAACACCAUAACAAGGAUCUACCAUCAAGAAGUUCUUGAUAUUUCACGUAGGAACUCCUUCAUGGGUAUUUGGCAGCUUUUCGGUCUUGCGUCAGUGCUCAAAUGCAGAAUAUUUUCUGUGUAUCCCAAGCUAGGAAACCCCAGUGUAAGACGAGAUCUGCACAGGCAGAUAUUACCAAUUGGCAAACCUGAAUUUGAAGAUGCAUAUUUCAUGUGGACAACUACAAGAGAAGAUAUGACGAGAGAAACACAUUGGGUGCCAAACCACUUUGUUCCUCUCUUGUCAGUUGCAGCACCAACACCUCCGUGUAAUAACAGUUUUGUUCAUACAGUGGAUUCCAUGGAUUGUAGCUUUUCAGAAAAUGAAGACCAGUCGUUGGAUAUUUCUGGGCUUUAUGAUGUGUUGGAGUCAUUUGAAGAGACAUUUACAGAUGGUAUAGAGAAUCGGCAGACCCACACAGAUCCCGAACAGCUGCCAUUUGAUUUGCAAGAAUUGUGGACAACAUUGGAGCCAGAGAUAAUCCAGGCACCAGUGACAGUCAAGGAACCCAUGAUAAUCCAGGCACCAGUGACAGUCAAGGAACCCAUGAUAAUCCAGGCACCAGUGACAGUCCAGGAACCCAUGCUAAUCCAGGCACCAGAGACAGCCCAGGAUCCCAAGAUAAUCCAGGCACCAGUGACGGUCCAGGAGCCCAAGAUAAUCCAGGCACCAGAGACAGUCCAGGAACCCAUGAUAAUCCAGGCACCAGAGACAGCCCAGGAUCCCAAGAUAAUCCAGGCACCAGAGACAGCCCAGGAGCCCAAGAUAAUCCAGGCACCAGAGUGA
Pecten maximus is the source of this 3545-nucleotide messenger RNA. RefSeq lists its product as uncharacterized. Lineage: Eukaryota; Metazoa; Mollusca; Bivalvia; Pectinida; Pectinidae. The transcript has 3 exons. The coding region runs from base 156 to 3545 and encodes 1129 amino acids. The record is from RefSeq and is a predicted model, not a curated record.